GAAAAAUCCGACUGACAACCAAAGAGUAAACAGUUCCAUCUUCAAAACAAACGGGGAAGAGACAUAAGCAGUAUGUCCCAGACAUACUCUAAUUUUAUACAUGCUUAAUUAAACGUAUAUUAUAUGCAUUGUUUGAUAAAUUAAACAAAAGAGAGAGACUUAAGCUGAGACCUUGAACGGAAGAGUCAGCGUGUGGAAAAAGAUUCGUUCAAAACGAAACACCACUAAAAGGGUGCAGAUGGUAGUGGACGGCGUGUAAACUUCAGGAUAUUAGAAUUUCAGGCUAUUAGAAAUGGACAGUCAGAAGAAGUUGGAGGUGCCAGUCUACACCGAUGUGGACCGAGAGACUUUCUUGAGGGAUAUAUAUCCACUGCGCAGUCCCGCAGUGCUGAAGCGCGUGCCGCUGGGACCAUGUAUGCGCGCGUGGACGGUAAGUUACCUCGCGCUGAAGGGGGGACAGCGCGAAGUUAAAGUGCACGUGUCCCCUGAGCCUAGGAUGGACUUUCUUCAUAAGAACUUUGUGUACAGGACACUGCCAUUUGAUAAGUUUGUUCAGAGAGCUGCAGAGGCAAAGCACACAGAUUUCUUCAUAAGUGAGGAUGAAAGUUACUACUUGCGCUCACUUGGGGAAGAUGCACGUAAGGAACCUGCUAUUUUGUGGAAGCAGUUCCCAGAGUUGGCAGAGGACUUUCAGAUCCCAGAGUUCUUUGAACCUGAGCAAUUUUUCUCCAGUGUCUUUCGUAUCAGUUCCCCUGGUCUGCAGCUGUGGACACACUAUGAUGUAAUGGACAACCUGCUAGCUCAGGUGACCGGAAGAAAGCGUGUUGUUCUUUACAGCCCCAAAGACGCACUUUAUCUCUACCUCACAGGGGAUAAGUCUGAAGUUUUGGAUAUUGACACUCCUGAUCUGCAGUGUUACCCUGAGUUUGUGAAAGCGUGUCGCUAUGAAUGUGUUUUAGAACCAGGAGACAUGCUCUUCAUUCCAGCUCUUUGGUUUCACAAUACCCUGGCUCUGGAGUUUGGUGUUGGUGUCAAUGUGUUCUGGAGGCAUCUAACACCUGAGAGUUAUGAUAAGAAAGAUCCAUAUGGAAACAAAGACCCAGUAGCAGCCACCCGAGCCCUGCAGGCACUGGAGCGAACUCUAGGAAUCUUGGAAGAACUGCCAAGUGAUUAUCGUGAUUUCUAUGCUCGUCGCAUGGUGCUGCGGAUUCAAAACCGGGCGUACCUUAGGCAACCUACAGAGGCAGAAUAUGAAACAUUGACAAAGCAUAGUUGUCUCACUCAUUCAGAAUGAAA
Messenger RNA from Xyrauchen texanus (razorback sucker), 1296 nucleotides. RefSeq names its product tRNA-yW synthesizing protein 5 (gene tyw5). The coding region runs from base 293 to 1294 and encodes 333 amino acids. Gene Ontology annotation, molecular function: 2-oxoglutarate-dependent dioxygenase activity; tRNA binding. The transcript is spliced from 8 exons. Gene Ontology annotation, biological process: wybutosine biosynthetic process. Lineage: Eukaryota; Metazoa; Chordata; Actinopteri; Cypriniformes; Catostomidae. The record is from RefSeq and is a predicted model, not a curated record.